GCCGUAAUCUCGCGAUAGCGCGGCCGCUGCGGCAGGAGCAGCGCCAGGCGGGCGGGCGGCCGCCACCCGCCGCGGCACCGGACCGGAGGCACUGUCGCGGUCACGGUCACAGCACACCGGCUGUGGGAAGGCUCCCGGGUUUUUUUCCCCCCUGCUUUUCGUGUGGAACGGAGAGACUGAGCGUGUGCCAGCAUGGCAGAGAAAGCGAACAACUUUCCCCCCCUGCCCAAGUUCAUCCCCUUGAAGCCAUGUUUCUACCAGGACUUCGAUGCAGAGAUCCCGCCGCAGCACCGCACCAUGGCCAAGCGGCUUUACUACCUCUGGAUGCUGAACAGCAUCACCUUGGCAGUGAAUCUCGUUGGCUGCCUCGCAUGGCUCAUUGGAGGCGGUGGAGCUGUUAAUUUUGGACUGGCAAUUCUCUGGCUCAUUCUCUUUACGCCCUGCUCCUAUGUCUGCUGGUUUAGACCUAUUUACAAAGCUUUCAAGACGGACAGUUCCUUUAGCUUCAUGGCCUUCUUCUUCACCUUCAUGGCCCAGCUGGUGAUCAGCAUUAUCCAGGCAGUGGGAAUUCCUGGCUGGGGUGUCUGUGGCUGGAUUGCAGCGAUUUCCUUCUUCGGGACCAACGUGGGCUCAGCUGUGGUGAUGCUCAUCCCCACGGUGCUGUUCACGGGGAUGGCUGUCUUCUCCUUCAUCGCCCUCACUAUGGUGCAUAAGUUCUACCGGGGGAGCGGCGGGAGCUUCAGCAAAGCCCAGGAGGAGUGGACCACGGGGGCAUGGAAGAACCCCCAUGUGCAGCAGGCAGCGCAGAACGCGGCCAUGGGCACAGCGCAGGGGGCCAUGAUGCAGCACGAGACGCAGUACUCGGCCACCCCCAACUACACCUACUCCAACGAGAUGUGAGCAGCAGGACUCUGUCCUCACGCACCAGAUCUUAGGGGGGAAAAGGAGGAGGAGGAGGAAGGCUGAGCCGGAUUUCUGCAGCUAUUCCAGAAAGCUGGAGUGUACCAUAACGGUUCUUCUUUCCCUAUUCUUUGUAACGAGAUCAUUUGGGAUUUGUUUUCUUCUUCGUUUUCCUCCCCGUUACUGUCUUGAGCUUUUCUUUUCUCCUUUCUCUUUCGUUUCGAAGAGGCUGUGAAUUGACCUGCAGGGCUCUUCGUGUGUGUGUGUGUGGUAGUUACAUGUAUGUUCACGUGUCUUCUUUUUCCCUGUGAACUAGUGUGUGGUGGUGGUUUUUAAUUACUGUGGUGAUAGGUGUAUGUUAGAACUCCAUCAGCCAAAAGCCCCCACUCCCAAAAGGGAAAGAUACAAAUAGCAACCAGCACCCAUUUUCCCUCUUGGAAUAAGCCGUGAGCCACAGGUUUCUGAUGUGUGUGUGUGUUUUCUCUUUGAGUUGGUAUCCAGCCACUCACCGCUGUCUCAGCAAGGACAAGCCAUCCCAGGAAUUCACCUUUUUCCCUUGCUUUUUAACCAGGAGGUGGCUGGCUGGGUUAGUAUUAACAAAGAAAAAGAGGGGAUAAGGCAAAAAAGAACCUUUCAAUCCUGAUGGAAGCCAAGAGAUUCCUACCCUACACCCUGGCUCAGGAUCUACGACUUCUCGCAGCGUGUAACUGAGUAGUUUCCAUGCAGUAUCUGUGUGUGUCCAUGGGCAGGAGCCCCAUGUGCUGCGUGUGUGUGUGUGCAUGUGCUGGGGAGCGAGGACAGGUUUUUCCUUGUGGGAUACCACCUUUCCAUCCCGGAUUCUGCAUCCUGAGGCUCUUCUGUCAAGGCUUCUUGAAAAGCAGCUAUAGAAUUGGUGGUGUUCCUCAGAGGAGCUGUUCUUGGGGGAGGCUCUGGGUCACACCAAGCACAUCCAACCUGUGCACUGUGUAAAUAGCGAGGGCAGGAUUUGUCCCUGUUAGCUUUUCAGGUGUGCAGGAAUUUAAGGCUCUUUAGGAAACCUCCAGGCUCCUGGAGAAGGAUUCCUGCUCACUUGAGCUCCUAACAAGCGGCCGUGUAUUUUCUUGGUGUGGAAAUCCCUGCUCCUGUCAGCCCCGAAUCCAUGCCCAGGUAGGGGUCAGUUUGGGCUUUAAAUAAUGAUGUGGCACCUUAGCAGAGGCAGCUGAGCUCAGCCCAGCACCUCCUGGGCUGUAAAUGGGAGCUGAUGGAUGCUGCAGGGCAGGAGCAGGGAAAGCUCCUUCUCAGAGAUGCUUUUCAGACUCUAAAUGCACUUUAAAUAAGCCAAAUUUCUCCCCAAGUCCUAGAAAAGCAGCCCGAACUGAAUCCCAAGCCUAGUUUCCUUUCUAAGGGUGGCACUUGAGUCAUUCUGCAGUAGACUGUCGUCUCCUGGUAAGACUAAACUGCAGCUAACAAUAAAAUGCCUGUCCGUGUGUGUGUACGUGUGUAUAUAUGUGCAAAACCUAAGGAGAAAAGUAAUCCUUUGCUGAGCCUAUUAUGUACUUAAUCAGGUUUAAAUAUUGUGCAAUUCAUUUCUAGCUAGCCGAAAAGUUACUCUGCCAAACCCCGUUGCUCUGUCAUCCAUGUCUGAGAAGUGAUGCAAUGGAAGUGACUUCACCUUUUGCAUUGAUGAUAACUGUACCAAGCUGUAACUAACAGACAUUGCUUCAGCACCUAA
Strigops habroptila (Kakapo) is the source of this 2611-nucleotide messenger RNA. RefSeq names its product secretory carrier membrane protein 5 (gene SCAMP5). The coding region runs from base 193 to 900 and encodes 235 amino acids. The transcript has 7 exons. Gene Ontology annotation, biological process: protein transport. NCBI's taxonomy places the organism in Eukaryota, Metazoa, Chordata, Aves, Psittaciformes, Psittacidae. Gene Ontology annotation, cellular component: trans-Golgi network membrane; recycling endosome membrane. The record is from RefSeq and is a predicted model, not a curated record.